CUCAGAGAACCACACUCCUAGCGAAUUGCUUUGGCCAGGGAGCCCGCCCCUCUGCCACCAAACACGGUGGAAGCACUGUGGCGAGGCAGUUAUGCUCAACCACUUCAAGCUGCGUCAAACGCCUCACAGUUAGACAAAUCGGAAAUUACAGUCUAUACAGCCAUUUAAUGAAACUAUGUAUAGACGGUAAAGUACCUUGGUCAAACAAAUACCUUCGACAUAAAUAACUUUCUAUCUCGCAACCAUUUUUGCUGUAGCUAGUCACGUUUUGCUAGCUGGAGUUUUAUUUUGAAAUAUGACACCGGACGUUUUAGCUUAUGCACACUGUUAAACUUUACAAAUCCAUCGACAAGCCAGUCAUAUCUUCCCUCGUCGAGGAACUUCAGUGCCCAUACAGCACCUCACUGUGUCUCUUCCUCUCGCUUCAGUUUCUCGUACCUUUGCACCACCACCGGGGGUUCCGCCGGAACGCUCGCCGAAAGAAGAGCGACAUGGCCCGCGUGGUGGUUGAAGGGAUGCCGGAGACGGCCGCCGGAGGAGGAGGGAUGCUGAACCGACGGAAAAGCAAAGCCAGGCGGAGAAAGCGAAAGGAGUUGUUCGCCAUCCAGAUGUGCUUUGCCGGGGUAAUGCUCGGGCUUGUCGUAGGGCUCAAGUCUGUGGCUCAGAAAGCAGGAUAUUACGUUUCCAGUUCCAUGGUUGAGGAGGGUCUGAAGUGGGAGAGUCGUCACCUUUUGCAAGAAGUCUACGAAAAUGAUUCAAAGCUCUUCCCAGAGCCGGAGAAAAACUGCACAGACCCAGCAAUCCACGAGUUUCCCAGGGAUUACUUCACCAACCAGGAGCGUGUUGAUGGAGCAGUGGGCCUGCACGUCCUCUGUGCGGUCUACAUGUUCUAUGCCCUGGCCUUGGUGUGUGACGACUACUUUGUCCCCUGUCUAGAGAAGCUCUGUGAGCGACUUCAGCUGAGCGAGGAUGUAGCAGGAGCGACCUUCAUGGCAGCUGGAAGUUCUGCACCUGAACUGUUCACCUCUGUCAUUGGAGUUUUCAUCACGAAAGGUGACGUCGGGGUCGGCACCAUCGUUGGCUCCGCCGUCUUCAACAUCCUCUGUAUUAUUGGAGUGUGUGGCAUAUUCGCCGUACAGGCGAUCCAUCUCACCCGCUGGCCUCUGAUCAGAGACUCUACAUACUACACCCUGUCGAUCACUGCUCUCAUAGUGUUCAUAUAUGACGAAAAAAUUGUUUGGUGGGAAGCUCUGACGUUGGUUUUGAUGUAUUUCGUCUACAUUUUGAUAAUGAAGAUGAACUCCUACGUUGUUCGUUUUCUGGAGAGGCGGACGAAGAAUUCGUCCAGUCUGAGGAACGGAGUGGCCUCUAACGGCGAGCUUGAAGAUGGCUGUGACGCUACAUCUGUUCUACUGAAGAAAGCGAACCACCACAGGAAGCCGUCUGUGCUGAUGGUGGACGAGCUGCUGUCAGCCUACCCCCACCAGCUGUCCUUCUCUGAGGCGGGCAUGAGAAUCAUGAUCACCGACCACUUCUCUCCGAGGACCAGGCUCACCAUGGCUUCACGGAUGCUCAUCACAGAGAGGCAGCGUCUAAUCCACUCACGGACUUUGACCAAUGGUGACUCAGAUGUUCAAGUGAAAGGAGGAAGUAGGCGGGGCAUAGAGAAUGGGAUGUCCGGACCUGAGAGGGGGAUCGCCGUUCGCCGCGAGGACCGAGAGGCGGGUAACGAGACGGACAACGAGGACAACGAGAACAAUGAGAACGAUGAAGAGGAAGAAGAAGAGGAUGGAGGGGGGCCCUUUGUACCCUUCCAGUGCCCAGCGGGGGGGUUCAACAAGCUGAAGUGGCUGGUGGCCUGGCCUCUCUGCCUGCUGCUGUACUUCACCGUCCCCAACUGCUCCACGCCUCGCUGGGACAACUACUUCAUGCUGUCCUUCUUCUGCUCCACCCUGUGGAUCGCUGGCUUCUCCUACAUCAUGGUCUGGAUGGUGACAGUGAUCGGCUUCACACUCGGUAUCCCGGACGUCAUCAUGGGCAUCACCUUCCUGGCAGCCGGCACCAGCGUCCCUGAUUGCAUGGCCAGCCUUAUAGUGGCACGACAAGGAAUGGGAGACAUGGCUGUGUCCAACUCCAUCGGCAGUAACGUGUUCGACAUCCUGGUGGGGCUCGGGCUCCCCUGGUCCGUGAAGACCCUCGCUAUCAACUACGGCUCUGAUAUCAAAAUCAACAGCAAAGGUCUGAUCUUCUCCGUGGGGCUCCUGCUGGCCUCUGUGUUCAUGACUGUCCUGGGAGUUCACCUCAACAAGUGGACUCUGGACAAGCGCCUGGGUUUCACGUGUCUCCUCCUCUACUCCGUCUUCCUGUGUGUCUCCUGCCUUAUCGAGUACAAUAUCUUCACCUUCGUCAACCUGCCAACCUGCCGUGACGAUUAACACACACACAGACAAGUGCACACAUAUAUACUAUAUAAAUGGUGUUUGCAAAGAAUUCCUACACAUUCCGACGAUAGAAUUAGACCCAGAAGGUAUAAUUCUUAAUAUAUUUAACAGCGAGAAUGAUUUGCAAAUACCAUUUAAAACGCACUCACUUACCUGCUUUUAUGAGAAGAUGUCCCACUCUGCUUCUUUUUUUUUGAUGGCUGUUAUCUGCUGUGUCGGCUAGUUUUCGGGGCAGAGAUAGAAAUGACUGACGUGCCCUCACACAGGACAGAACUGAGGACAGGAGUCACCACUACUGCUUGCUCCUGACUUGAGGACCUUUAUUUUGAAACUCCCUGUAUUUAGGUGUGAAAGUAGUCAUGUUUACUAGCUGCUAACCUUUCCUGAGAGGAAAGGUGGGUCUUUUAGAUCUACUAGUGGAGAGUAAUAAUUAUAAAAGCAAUGAUGUAAAUAGGUGGGAGGGUGUAGAUUAGCGCUGUGGUUCAGAUAACGUUUUUAAAACACAGUUAAGAGUGCAAAUCUUCAGGCAAAGAACAGACAAUGGUAAGCAGAUGGGCCCGAUUUUCAAACACCAUUAUCUUAAGACUAUUUUAGAUUUCCAACAUGUGGACAUUAUUAAGUAUUUUUAGUGAAACAUUUUAAGAAACACAACCCCCACACAGAAUCAGGGCAUUAUCAAAAAAUAUUCAAAAAGAACCCCUCAGCGUAUUUUAAUUCAAGCGGUUAGGUCAAAAACGAACCCUGUACCUCCUCAUGGUUCUGUUUUCAUGCUUUACAAAUGUUAGUCUGUUUGGCCAAUCAUUGGAAAUGUCAGAGACAUUUUCAGGAAACGUUGCCAAUCACAGGUGAUUCCCAGCAUAGGGAACAGCUACCUGCAAAAAGACGAAAAGCAGGAAGACAAUAAGUGCUUCAGAGAUGCAUACGGAAGAUGAUUGGGGCAAUUAUUUUUGAGAUCUGGCCAAAAGUAAAAUUGCUUUUGAGUUCUGAUAAAAAAGUCAGAAUUCUGACUUUCUUUUUCAGAGGUCUGCACUGUGAUCUCAGAACUAAAAAAAAACAUAAAUGUUGCCGGAUCCAAAAAGAAAAUUCACAUGUGGCCCUUAUCAACUUCCGUAGGUUGGUAAAAGAAUGAAUGAAUACCAACAUUGACUCUCCAUCUCUCUACAGAUCUCUACAGUACCUUUACCUUCUUUGAGAUCAUGUUGCAGCACAGUUACGAUUGUGUCCACAUGGGUUUUUGGCGGAAAGGCGCCUCCUCGCAGAGUUCCAUCAAACUAACGCUCCUAACCUUUUUCAUUGAUGCUAUGACAAUGAUUUAUUGGCAAUGUAUCACCGCUUUUUUAUGGCAGAAUAGCAUCUACCUUUUGGAUUGUAUUGUCUGUUUUCAGCUACUUUAUAUUAGUUUGAUUUGAUUGUUUUUUCACCACACUAAAAGAUGCUAGCUCUCACACUUUGUAUGAAUGAGCUGCACCGCUCAGUCUGACAGCCGUAGAGGAAGAUCUGCGCUCAGCGAAAAAAGUACAAGGGUCCGCCAGACUGAUCGGUUCAAACAAACAGGCUUUUAGUCUUUGUUGUAAUAGUUUCCGUCUGAGAGACACGGUCAAAAACAAGCUUCUCCUCUAAUUUACCGUGACAUCACCUACGCUUGUCCGACAAAAAGCGUAGGAAAAAAGACGCUAGGUGCAACGCUGUUUCUCAAGGUGGCUGCAUGAAAAGCAUAAGCUCUCUCCUCAUUGGAAACGAUUGAAAAAAGAUGCUGCCGCUCAAAAAAAGCACUAUGUGGACACAAGCCGUUAGCCGCUAG
Messenger RNA from Gymnodraco acuticeps, 4242 nucleotides. RefSeq names its product solute carrier family 24 member 3 (gene slc24a3). Gene Ontology annotation, molecular function: calcium channel activity; calcium, potassium:sodium antiporter activity. Bases 318 to 2435 code for a protein of 705 amino acids. The record is from RefSeq and is a predicted model, not a curated record. Gene Ontology annotation, cellular component: membrane. Gene Ontology annotation, biological process: calcium ion transmembrane transport; intracellular calcium ion homeostasis. Lineage: Eukaryota; Metazoa; Chordata; Actinopteri; Perciformes; Bathydraconidae. The transcript is spliced from 17 exons.